AAUCAAGUAGCAUUCCUAUCCCAAUCCAAUCCAAUCCACACUCACCCCCCUCCCAAAAAAAAAAAAACGUAAACUCAGCUUCAAUAUUUCAUUACAGAAAGCAUUCAUGGGGGAAGGAAAGCAAGGUGUUUUGGUGGUGGGUCAGCAGAACCCGGUGACGCAGCUGCAGACGAAAUACAAAGAAUUUGAGACCCUUUUCAAGACUUGGCUUGCCAAACAGUCUUUACCCGUGGAGGCUGCCGUCGUCACCGCCACCAGCGCCCUCCAAGGUGCCGCUAUCGGUGGGUUUAUGGGUACUCUUACCAACGAUGUCUCAUCCGCUUUUACGCCUCCAACACCCCCAAACGCCUCCCUUAGUCCUCAGGCUAGAGCCUCCCUUCAGCAAGCCCAGGCUCUUUCAGGCGGGCCCUUGAUACAGGCUCGUAAUUUUGCUGUUAUGACGGGUGUUAAUGCUGGCAUAUCUUGUGUCAUGAGAAGAUUAAGAGGCAAAGAGGACGUCCAGACCAGUAUGGUGGCAGCUUUCGGUUCUGGAGUCAUGUUCUCAUUGGUUAGUGGUAUGGGGGGUCCUAAUCAGGCUGCAAAUGUGAUCUCAUCUGGUGUUUUCUUUGCACUCAUGCAGGGUGGACUUUAUAAGGUAGGGGAGAAAUUCUCACAACCCAAAGUGGAAGACGUAUUGUAUGAUAAAACGAGAGGCAUGUUAACUAAUCUUGGUCUUGGGCAUUAUGAGAAGAACUUCAAAAAGGGCUUGCUAACGGACAACACUUUGUCAUUGCUUACCGAUAGUGCACUGCAAGAUGUGAAAAUCCCUCCUGGACCAAGACUGCUUAUUCUUGAUCACAUCCAAAGGGAGAAGGAGGUGAAGAAAGGAGGUAGGAGGACAUAAGUUGUUGAGGGAGAAAGAAGACUGAAGGGUUUGUUGAUGGUGAAGAUGUCUGUACUUGCAGGCUUAAAAGCUAUGGGAUUUUGCAUGUAAUCAUGUAUGUAGUCAAAUGAAAUGUAGCAGACUGCAUUUUUUUUCCUUCUAAAUCUCAACUAAUUUUCAUUUGGAACAUCAAUGGGUACUGAAUUUUGGUGUUUAAUGGUAAUUGCCAUAAAAUUAGUUAUUUUUAA
This is a messenger RNA of Cynara cardunculus var. scolymus (artichoke), 1110 nucleotides long. Its product is annotated as chloroplastic import inner membrane translocase subunit HP30-2-like. Gene Ontology annotation, cellular component: chloroplast inner membrane; TIM22 mitochondrial import inner membrane insertion complex. The transcript has 6 exons. NCBI's taxonomy places the organism in Eukaryota, Viridiplantae, Streptophyta, Magnoliopsida, Asterales, Asteraceae. Gene Ontology annotation, molecular function: transmembrane protein transporter activity; protein binding. Gene Ontology annotation, biological process: protein targeting to chloroplast; protein insertion into mitochondrial inner membrane. The record is from RefSeq and is a predicted model, not a curated record. The coding region runs from base 107 to 883 and encodes 258 amino acids.